This is a messenger RNA of Lichtheimia ornata, 1032 nucleotides long. RefSeq lists its product as uncharacterized. The transcript is spliced from 5 exons. Gene Ontology annotation, molecular function: S-adenosylmethionine-dependent methyltransferase activity. The coding region runs from base 1 to 1032 and encodes 343 amino acids. NCBI's taxonomy places the organism in Eukaryota, Fungi, Mucoromycota, Mucoromycetes, Mucorales, Lichtheimiaceae. The record is from RefSeq and is a predicted model, not a curated record.
AUGUCAACCGAAAACAAUAUCCUAGAUACCUCAAAGGAGGCCUUUAUCAACCUUAUUUCGCAACUAAACGACUCUCAGUUGCAUGAAUUUGAUGCCUUUGCACGUUCAGCACUUGACGAGUAUCACCAACAACUCCAUAAUCAUGACCAUGGCAGUGACGAUCUUGACAUGGAAGCCAAUGACGAGCAGGGAUUUCAACCUGUGAGCGAUGCCAAGUUGCAACGGCUGGGACGUAUUGUAAAAGACUUGCGAUCUCGCGUACCGAUAUCAGCUGAAGCACCAGGUGAAAAGACAAUGAUACCAGACACCAAAGACUUUGCAGGCUAUACGGAACAAAACACGGUCCAUGUGGAUGGAUUCCUGUUCACCGAGGAUGAUGUGGAUGAUUUGUGCGAUCGUGGCAAGCUCUCGCGUAAUUAUUGUGUUGAUUGCAUGUCAAGGAAUACACAACCUUUGAAUUUCAUUUCACACUCUGCAUCCGUCAUGCAGCUACAAUUCCUAUAUCAGGUGGCUUUGGCUAACCGCGUCAAGGACAAGGUGAUUGUGGAUAUCGGUUCUCGAUUAGGUGCUGUGCUUUAUUCCGGCUACCUGUUUACACGUGCAAGCAAGUUGAUUGGUGUUGAAUUGAAUGAAUGGUUCUGCAAGCUACAACAAGAGAUGGUCAACAAGUAUAAAAUGGGUGAUCGGGUGGAGGUUGUUUGCAAAGAUAUCCAGCAGGUGCCUGAACUUCUCAAUCAGCAAGCGGAUGUCGUUGUUAUGAACAAUGUAUUCCAAUUUUUCAAUGAGUUGCCAGUACAACAGCAAAUUUGGAAGUUUAUCCGGUCCGAGACGAAGAAACGAUCAGGAUUGCUGCUUGUGACCUUGCCUUCAUUACAAGAACAGCUUCGAGAAGCCAACAUGUCACCAACCAAGCUCAUGAAAGGAUGGGUUAAGGAAAUCAAGUUGGAUUAUGAGGGCGGUUGGUUCCAAGAUCAAUUGCAUGAUGAUGAAUUGGAUGAAAUCAGCCAAGUCCAUUUGUACAAAGUGUUAUAG